This is a messenger RNA of Cyprinus carpio (common carp), 2322 nucleotides long. RefSeq names its product upstream stimulatory factor 2-like. Gene Ontology annotation, biological process: regulation of transcription by RNA polymerase II. The record is from RefSeq and is a predicted model, not a curated record. Gene Ontology annotation, molecular function: DNA-binding transcription factor activity, RNA polymerase II-specific; RNA polymerase II cis-regulatory region sequence-specific DNA binding; protein dimerization activity. Lineage: Eukaryota; Metazoa; Chordata; Actinopteri; Cypriniformes; Cyprinidae.
AGCAUGAGCUGGUUUACCAUUAAACCUCACAUGAAGAAGAAGUGUCACAUGGCUGGAGUGUUUGUUCCCGUGAUCAGCUGUGAGAGAGUCAGAGCACUGAUGGAUCAGCUGGAGUUCAGCUCACACACUUCAGUCAGGUGACGCAUCGUGUGAUUCCAGUCUCAGAUCAGUGACUGAAGAGCAGAGGUGAAGUCGAAGGGCAAGUUAAUGUGGUCUCCACAUCCAACCUCACUGGAUCCCAGCAGGAAUGAAUAUGGUCCUGCUGGAGAAGAUACUGGAGAGAAGACGGCCGUGUCUAUACAGACAGCAGCUGACCCUACAUUCACACAAACAGCAGGUCAGUUCUACGUGAUGAUGACUCCUUCAGAUGUUCUGCAUUCUGCCUCUCAGCAGACUAUAGCUCCACGCACACAUAUGUACACUGUGAAAAUGGACAGUCCGCUGCGCACUCCUAGAGAUACGAGGAGAAGAGCACAACAUAAUGAAGUUGAAAGGCGACGGCGAGACAAAAUCAACAACUGGAUUGUGAUGCUCUCAAAAAUCAUCCCAGACUGCAGCAUGGACGGCACCAAGACUGGAGCGAGUAAAGGUGGGAUCCUGUCAAAGGCGUGUGAUUACAUUGGCGAGCUGAAGCAACAAAGCCAGCGGCUGCAGGAGAGUUUGAGAGGUGUGGAGAGAGUGCAGAUGGACAAUGAGCUGCUCAGGCAGCAGUUGGAGGAGCUCAAGAGCGAGAACGCCCUUCUGCAAGCACAGCUGGAGCAUCUUGGCACUGACACGAUCACAGACGCCUCUGCACAAUGAACCUCAGACAUCCUGGGAAAGAGAUUCUGGCCAGUCCAAAUGAAAAAAGGCCCUCGACUGAAGUGGGUCGAAUGACACACGCUGGCUUGUGCUCAAGAGUCUGUCUCAGUGUCUGGAUCAUCUUGAGCGCUGGAUGUCUGAUAUGUAUCUGAUAUAGUCACACUUGCUGCAGAUGAGGUCAAAGGUCAAGAAGUUUCCAUUAGAACCAACACCAGGAGCCCAUAAUCCUAAAAGGGGGGCUAUUUAUUCUUCCUAACUAACUUCCAACUAAACGGUGGAAUAUAGUUAGACAGCUUUCAUUGUGUUCUCCCCACUACCCCAGACAUUUUCCUUUUGCUUUUCCUAAUUUUCCAGCUUUGUUGCUUUCAAUUUUGUCUUCAUGCUUUACUUGAAGUUUUAGUUGUUUGUUCAAAGCCUCGCUUAAUUUAAAAUUCUCCCCGAGAACCUCUGCCGCUUUGUGGUGUUUGGGAAGGCCGUGAUGAAAUGUCAUUAGCGGUUCCAGUGAAAUUUAGUGUUAAAAUUGGAACAAAAGCACCUGCACGUACGGGUCCCGCUGAAAGAAAGCUCUGAUGCAAGAAAAUGAGCUCCGUCUGGGAUUAUUAGCUUCUUAUCUCGGAUCGCCUCCGGAAGACAUCGCCUAAUCUAAGAAGCAAAUGAGAAAAUAUUCACAAAGCUUUCGAGGAUGCUUUGGAGCUAAAUGCUGGACAUACAUCUCAGGACUGAAGAAAUGUUUGUUAUUGUGUGUUUUAUUCUGUUACCUUAACUUAAUCGCCAGGUCCAAAAGCCCUGAAAAUUUCUUGGUUCCUCAAAAGUUAUGGUUUUGUUCUUAGUUUACUUGGUUGAAAGUGCCUGAACUUUUUGUGUUAUUUUUAUAUAAACAACUUUAAGAGUUUUGUUCCAAACUGUUAUUUUAUUUCAUAAUUCAAGUCAUUAUUCACUGAUUAACCAUUGCUCUAAAAUCAAAUAUGGCAGCAAGAGAGGUGAAGACUAAUGAAGUUUCCAUAUUUGAUUUAAAAAGCGAUAACAAAGAUUUUUAGUGAAUAAAGACUGUUCUGUUCCUCAUAUAAAUCUGUUGCAUGAUUUCAGAAAUCUUGGGAUAUAGUAAACAAGUUGUAUGGACUAUUUUUAUUUUAUUUUAUUUUAUUUAACUUUUUUAUAUUUUAUUAUAAUUUCAUUAUUUUUAUUUUAUUUUAUUUUAUUUUAUUUUACUUCUUUAUUUUAUUAUUUCUGCUCCUCACAUGAAUUUGUUGAGUGAUUUCAGAAAAUAAUUUUUAUUUCAUUUCAUUUUAUUUUCAGGUCCAAAGUCCCUGAUUAUUUUUUUUUCUUUUUUUUUUACAAGUAGGCCUACGUGCAAUCCACAAAUGUUCCAAAUAGCCAUUUUGUUCUUAGUUCUCCAUAGUCCAAGUCAUUAUUCACUGAUUAACCAUUGCUUUCAAAUCAAAUAUGGCACCAAGAGAUGUGAAGACUAGUGAAGUUUGAUGAUGAUUUGAUGUGAUACACUUAAAGGUUCCAUAUUUGAAA